Messenger RNA from Bacidia gigantensis, 2466 nucleotides. RefSeq lists its product as uncharacterized. Lineage: Eukaryota; Fungi; Ascomycota; Lecanoromycetes; Lecanorales; Ramalinaceae. The transcript has a single exon. Bases 1 to 2466 code for a protein of 821 amino acids. The record is from RefSeq and is a predicted model, not a curated record.
AUGAGUCAACAAGGCUCCAUCAGCCCUCUCAGACCUUCUCCGCGAAGAUCUCCCCAGAAAACUCCCCCAAAAUCAUCGUCUCCAGUCUCACCAACGGAGCCUCAGCGACAGCCACCUCAAAGACCGCCACGGCCAAACUUUGUACCUCCAAUGCUCCAGAACCCAACAAGUCAACCUUCGACGAAUUACUGGGAGGACAGUCAUGCCACCCUCUCCGGUUAUUCCAGCUCAUCUCGCCCAACCACUACAUCAAGCAUUUCAACCGCCAGUAUACCGGACUUCCCGCCUAUUCCAAGCAUGCCCUCAAUGCCUCCUCCAAGCUUCCAAACCCCCCUACGUCGUAACCUCGGUCCACCUCCGUCUGCAAGAAGAGGCGCUUCGUCAUAUUAUUCGCAAACAUCGUUCGUCCCUCCUAUACCUGAAGAGAUGUCGGACCCGCACAGCUCGUACGCCUCCAGCGGUGUCGUGCCGGAAAGCUGGGGCGACGGACCUCCCGAAUACUACAUGGGCACGGGUAUAGAAGAGGAGGACGAAGAGGAAGCUGAUGAUCGGAGCAUGCGUCCAUCAGAAGACAGCAGUGGUCGGCAGUCCAAAAACAGCGACUACGGGGAAACAACUAACCUAGUGAAAGGACCUCCUCGGACAAAACCCCUACAGCCGUUCAUGGAGACGAUAGAAAGCGGUGAUGAGUCAGCAUCUCAAAGCUCGAGUGGGCGCAGGGGCAGGAGGGAGCUCGACUGGCAAGCUAGGCAAGAUGAGAGAUUCCGACAAGGUCCUGGAGUCAUCGAUCCUAUUGGACGGCACAAUUUUCGUGGUGGGGGAAAUUUGCAGCAUCCGUACUCAGGUUAUGCUAGCGACGCCACAUUCCUCGACUCGCCUCGAUCUGGCUCUCCGCCAGUACCAAAACCCCUCCCGCUGAACACGGGCUCCUCCAAAGGCUCUCCUGUCGACCCACGUAUUGGUGCAAUCAUGAGCAACCUCGAGAAAGGCGGGGCAAUAGGGUCGAGUAGAGGGACAUCACCAGGGCUAUCAAGGGCCCCUUCGGUCGACGACAGAAGCAGUAGGCGUCCCCCUCCAUUGAACCUAGAGCCUCAGCCUGGAAACAAAACCCCCGGUCGAUCAAGUCAGUCGAGCCUGCCAGAGCUCAUCAGAAGAGCAACCCGACUAGCUACACAGCUUGAUCGGGGCAAGACAACCAGCAGAGUCGGCGUGCUUGAUAUGCUGAACAAGAAAGAUAUGGAAAGAAGGGACAGGGAUGAGAAAGGCUCACGGGACGGGUCAAUCUCAGAUAUGCUGGCUGCUUUUCCAUCGCCAACUCCUACAGCAUCACCUGGAUUUAGCAAGCCAGUAGGCUGGGGCGCUGCUUCUCCGCAUGGCAAAUCGAAUUUGUCAAGGGCUCAGACUGUAACCUAUGGCUCCUCGAGAUCUCGGCAGACUCAUCGUCGGGGACGUCGGUGCUGCGGAAUGCCAAUCUGGGCCUUCAUACUCCUACUCAUCAUUCUCCUACUGCUCAUCGCUGCCGCCGUCGUCAUCCCUGUCACACUCGUCGUUAUACCCAAACAAAACAAAGCCUCCAACCCAACAGCCGAAAGCUGCAAGACAAGUAAUGCAUGCCUGAACGGCGGAGUUUCCGUUGUUUUGAACAAACAAUGCCAUUGCAUCUGCUCCGGCCGACAUACAGGCGCCACCUGCAACCAAGAUCCUGAUACCGAUUGCACAACAACCAGUAUCCAAGUCCAAAACUCUACCACAUCCCCAGUGUUCAAUUACCCCGACGCAACUCUUGGUCUCAGCAUCCCCCGCAUUCUCGAAGCCGCACAAGCCAACUUUUCCAUCACUCUUUCCGGCUGGCGCAUAGCCGCCCUCUUCAACUACAAUAACCAAACCUGCACAAACGAAAACGCCCUCAUAACCUUCAACUCCAAAUCCAUAAAACCCAAAGCCCGGAGGCGGCGGAAGCAACGCUCUCUCCUCCAGUCCCUCUUCCACCCUCACUCAGAAGACCAAGACCCCCUCGACGACAGCCCCACCCUCGUAUCCCACCCCUCCAAAUCUAAAACCCUCCGCGCCCGUGCCUCCGCCCAAUCCUCCAACGGCAUCGUCUUCGCCCCCGGCACGGCCCCAGGCGAGACAGGCACGACGCCCGCCUCUUCAAGCCCAACCUUCGCCUCCUCCCCUACCGACAACACGCCAUCGAUGUCCACGAAACCCAUCACGCCCCUGAUCCUCGACUUCGCUCGCACGGCUGUCCUCUUCGUCUUGCAGGAGACGGGGGAUCUAGGCCAAGCCACCACCGCGAUGACGAAAAUAAAUGUUUUGCUCGGCGGGGACGAUCCGCCUGCUAACAGUACGGUGGAGACGGGGCAGCAGAGUCUGGGGAGUCAGGGUCUCACGGUCGAUCUUGGGGCGCUGACGGUGGGUUUUGGAAAUGGGACACUUUUUGGGGGAAAGGGGGGGACUGUAUGA